Molecule: messenger RNA, 948 nt
Organism: Clonostachys solani
Lineage: Eukaryota; Fungi; Ascomycota; Sordariomycetes; Hypocreales; Bionectriaceae
Source: the annotation of a GenBank genome assembly
AUGACGAGCGCCCCGACCCAGGAAAAGCCCAAGUGGCAGCUGUAUCUGGAGAAAGAGGAGCUAGAGCUAGAAUGGCCAGAGGUCAUCACUGAUGACCUCUUCCCUAUCGCCACUUCGCUCCUCCUCGACGAUGGCGAUCCCGUCGCUGCUUCUCAAAAAGCCGCACGCGAAUUCAUGGAUAUUCUUGUCAACAAAUGGGUACCAAAGGAUACCCAGCGUCGCACAUACGAUGAGCCAGAUGACACUCCUCCGCUUUACACGGAGGAGCAGUCUCUCAACUCAAAUUUCCAGUGCUUGGGGGAUUUCAUCUACGGCCUCGUCCCCGAGCUACCAUAUCCAAGCAUUGAGCACGAUAAGAUCCUCUACUUUCUUCUACACAUCAAAGAACUUGGAAACCAAGCAAAUUUUGAUUCACAGAAAAAUUCCGAUCUCAAGUCCUUCCAUUACGGUUUAGAGUGCGAUGCAUCCGAAUGGGCCGGUGCGGUCGACGUCCCACCCACAUUGGAAGAAUCAGAGAAGCAUCUCUGUGACCGACCACGAUCCCUGUACGCCAUGCUUGCCAAAUUGCUUGCUGCAGGAGUGAUGCGCGUGAGGAUCUUGAAGUUGAUUUCAUAUGACUUACACAUGCUUCUCGGGAUAGACAAGAGGAAGCCACCUCCUUCAGAGUUUGAGCGACAACACCAUAGCAGCGUUUGGGCCGAGUAUAUCCUCAUAGCGGGGCAGGAACUGGCCAAGGAGGUUAAGAACCCCUGCGGAGAAUUGAAGUUUCCCUUGACCGCAGUGGAGUGGAAGGCUGGUGCCGAACACCUUGCAAAGGUCGCCGAGAAGACUCCAGAGGAUGCGCCGUGGGACCUGAAGCGGCGUGCCCAAAAUGCAUACCAGCAAAUGAGGGAGCUUGUCCCCGAGGCAUUUGUUGAGGAAGUGGAUAAAUGCGAAACGUCGACUUAG